Messenger RNA from Mangifera indica (mango), 1613 nucleotides. Its product is annotated as AT-hook motif nuclear-localized protein 8. The transcript is spliced from 5 exons. Gene Ontology annotation, molecular function: minor groove of adenine-thymine-rich DNA binding. The record is from RefSeq and is a predicted model, not a curated record. NCBI's taxonomy places the organism in Eukaryota, Viridiplantae, Streptophyta, Magnoliopsida, Sapindales, Anacardiaceae. The coding region runs from base 264 to 1349 and encodes 361 amino acids.
CCCCUGAAACCAAUUUAAAACCCUACUUAACUUCUCAGAUCAGAUUUACAAUUCCUUUUUCUCUUUGUUGAGGUAAUUGAGAUGGAAUAGAACUAAACUAAACUCCAAGUUCCAUUUCAAGUAGAUAACUCACCUCACUCAACAUCACUGUUCUUUUUUAAACUUAUCACUUGAGAAAACUCACUAACCAAAUCUAUAUUACGUUUCUUGGAAUCCAAACAAGAAUCCCUUUUCUUCAUUCUGUUUUCUCAUUUUUAUGAGAAAUGGAUGCCAGAGAUACACUACAACAUGGGCAUUCAAACAUUUUAAUGGGGCCCUCUUCUUUAGCCACCAACACCACCAUGAUCCCGCCUCCCUCCUCCGCGGCCCAUGCCGCUAACAGGUUCCAGUUCAGCUCGCUGGCUCCACCGUCUCCAUCACCGUCGCAAUCACAGGCUCAGCCUCAGUCUAAGCCUCCUGAUUCGCUUUCUGCUGUCAACCCCUUUGAUGGAUCACAGUCUUUGAGGGCAGGUGGUGGUGGGUUUGCCAUUGAUCCUUCGAAGAAGAAGCGCGGCCGGCCGAGAAAGUAUGCGCCAGACGGCAACAUUGCGCUCAGACUGGCGCCUACCCAGUCGCCUGCUUCACAUGGGGGAGAUUCUGGUGGCGGGGGUGACACGUCAGCCUCCGAGCCUCCAGCCAAAAGAAACAGAGGCCGACCUCCGGGUUCCGGGAAAAGGCAGCUGGACGCAUUGGGAGGAGCUGGAGGGGUGGGUUUUACCCCUCAUGUGAUUACAGUGAAAACCGGCGAGGACAUAGCCGCAAAAAUAAUGGGAUUUUCACAGCAAGGGCCUCGGACAGUAUGUAUUCUUUCUGCAAAUGGUGCAAUCAGUAAUGUUACCCUUCGCCAACCAGCAAUGUCUGGUGGAACUGUGACAUAUGAGGGACGAUUUGAAAUUAUUUCACUCUCAGGAUCAUUACUGCUUUCUGAAGACAAUGGUAGUUGCAGUAGAACUGGUGGAUUGAGUGUGUCCCUUGCAGGAUCAGAUGGCAGAGUUUUGGGUGGUGGAGUUGCUGGAAUGCUAGUGGCAGCAUCUCCAGUGCAGAUUAUUGUGGGAAGCUUUAUUGUGGAGGGGAAAAAAUCAAACUCAAAUAAUUUGACAUCCGGGCCAUCUUCAGCGGCAACACCCAGUAUGUUGAACUUUGGUGCACCUGUGACGUCUAGUCCUGCUUCCAACGGAGGUUCAAGUGAAUCUUCAGAUGAAAACGGCAGUAGCCCUGUUAACCGGGCUGGUGGACUUUUCAGUAAUCCUUCUCAAUCGAUUCAUAAUAUGCAUAUGUAUCAUCUAUGGUCUGGCCAAACUUCGCAAUGAAGAUUAUGCUUCAUUUAACAGAAAUGUGGCAUUAAAGCUACUGACAUGGCAAUUCUCCUAUUUUGCUAACAUGCAUAUCAUUGAAAUACAGAUGGUAGAAGAUCUUUUGUUUUUCCCUAUUUAGAUUGGGUAUUAUUUUAUGUAUUUCGCUCUUUAUUCGUAGUUUUUCUGGCAUCUCUGAUGGAAAUGCUGCCUGUUCUUAGAAUGCCAUAACAUCUCACAAUUGGUUUUUUAAAUUUUAUGUUUUCUCGGUUAUUUUAUCUA